AUGCACCUCAAGUUCCUAAAGAAUGUGCACUUUUCCAAAAAGCACAACAAGAAGUGCCUAAAGAAGAUGCAGACCAACAACACCAAGGCCAUCAGUGUAUGUGCUGGGGCUGUCAAGGUACCCGUAAAGCCCAAGGAGGUCAUGCUCAAGAUCCCAAAAGGCAGCAGCCACAAGCUCAGUCAACUUGCCUACAUCAUUCACCAAAAGCUUGGGCAAUGUACUGGUACCUGCAGUGCCAAGAGCCUUGGGCUCUGCCAAACAAAGGCCAAGGCCAAGGUUCAAACCAAGCCCCAGGCUCCAGCACCAGCUAUGGCUCAGGCUCUCAAAGGUGGCCAGACCCCCCACAAAGGCUCCACAGUAGAGGCCUGUCUGCCAACCUGA
This is a messenger RNA of Phyllostomus discolor (pale spear-nosed bat), 381 nucleotides long. Its product is annotated as 60S ribosomal protein L29-like. The transcript has a single exon. The record is from RefSeq and is a predicted model, not a curated record. NCBI's taxonomy places the organism in Eukaryota, Metazoa, Chordata, Mammalia, Chiroptera, Phyllostomidae. The coding region runs from base 1 to 381 and encodes 126 amino acids.